Trichobilharzia szidati is the source of this 201-nucleotide messenger RNA. NCBI's taxonomy places the organism in Eukaryota, Metazoa, Platyhelminthes, Trematoda, Strigeidida, Schistosomatidae. The record is from the annotation of a GenBank genome assembly.
AUGACAAAAUUAUGCAAAAUCCAGUUCAUUCACCACCACCACCACCACGCCCUGCGACACACACUAAUCACCAGUACCCAUUUGGAAAACAAAAGCAAUUGCAUAUUUCCACAAGCGAUUGAAACAAUGAAAAUUCUUUUGAUUGCUUCGCUCAGUUUACUUAUGUCAAAACGAUUUCCUCUCUUUUUGUUACUGUUCUAA